AUGAGCUUUACACCACCACCACCACCUGUCUUUGCUGGUGAGAACUACCACAUUUGGGUAGUAAAGAUGAAGACUUACCUACAAGCACAUGAUUUGUGGAAUGUGGUUGAGAAUGACACAGAACCAACCCCAUUGAGAGCCAAUCCCACGAUUGCACAAAUCAGACAGAAUAGUGAAGAGUGUGCUAAGAAGCACAAAACAAUGGCAUGCUUACAAAAUGGUGUGUCUGAUGUGAUUUUCACUCGAAUAAUGGCUUGUGACACUCCAAAGCAAGCCUGGGAGAAGCUAAAGGAAAAGUUUUUGGGGUCAAACAAGACAAGGCAGCAGCAGCUGAUCAACCUCAGGAGGGACUUUGAGAACUUGAAGAUGAGAGACUCUGAGACCAUCAAGCAGUACUCUGAUAGGAUAAUGUCCACAGUCAACAACAUCAGGCUCCUUGGAGAUAAUUUCAGUGAGAGCAGAGUUGUUAGGAAGAGCAAAGAAGGACCAAUAGGCUGGAGGAGCAUUUUGAAGGUGCUUUCCAAGCAAAAGCCAAAGAAAGCUUAA
Gossypium raimondii (Peruvian cotton) is the source of this 546-nucleotide messenger RNA. RefSeq lists its product as uncharacterized. The coding region runs from base 1 to 546 and encodes 181 amino acids. The record is from RefSeq and is a predicted model, not a curated record. The transcript is spliced from 2 exons. Lineage: Eukaryota; Viridiplantae; Streptophyta; Magnoliopsida; Malvales; Malvaceae.